This is a messenger RNA of Pan troglodytes (chimpanzee), 2307 nucleotides long. It is a transcript of the gene PI16, whose product is annotated as peptidase inhibitor 16. The coding region runs from base 302 to 1693 and encodes 463 amino acids. Lineage: Eukaryota; Metazoa; Chordata; Mammalia; Primates; Hominidae. The transcript is spliced from 7 exons. The record is from RefSeq and is a predicted model, not a curated record. Gene Ontology annotation, cellular component: extracellular region.
AGAGGUUACUGUGACUUUGCCCCUGAAGGAUCUGUCCACAACUUCGGAACUCACACAGCUUUUGGCCUGAGCCCCCGUUACCAAGAGAAAGGAGGUUUUUGCCAAGGACUCCAAGGGGAGUGCACUUGAUGCUGGUCGGGACCCAAAGCACCCAGCCCUCCCUGAGACAUUGUGUGAGUCGGGCUGGGCCUCAAACACGGCCCCCACUGCCCCACCCCAGCCAGGGUGGUGCUUGUGUGGGAAGGACUUUAAAUCCAGCUGCCAGACCCCUGGACGGGAGAAGGAGAGACGGCUGGCCACCAUGCACGGCUCCUGCAGUUUCCUGAUGCUUCUGCUGCCGCUACUGCUACUGCUGGUGGCCACCACAGGCCCCGUUGGAGCCCUCACAGAUGAGGAGAAACGUUUGAUGGUGGAGCUGCACAACCUCUACCGGGCCCAGGUAUCCCCGCCGGCCUCAGACAUGCUGCACAUGAGAUGGGACGAGGAGCUGGCCGCCUUCGCCAAGGCCUACGCACGGCAGUGCGUGUGGGGCCACAACAAGGAGCGCGGGCGCCGCGGCGAGAAUCUGUUCGCCAUCACAGACGAGGGCAUGGACGUGCCGCUGGCCAUGGAGGAGUGGCACCACGAGCGUGAGCACUACAACCUCAGCGCCGCCACCUGCAGCCCAGGCCAGAUGUGCGGCCACUACACGCAGGUGGUAUGGGCCAAGACAGAGAGGAUCGGCUGCGGUUCCCACUUCUGUGAGAAGCUCCAGGGUGUUGAGGAGACCAACAUCGAAUUACUGGUGUGCAACUAUGAGCCUCCGGGGAACGUGAAGGGGAAACGGCCCUACCAGGAGGGGACUCCGUGCUCCCAAUGUCCCUCUGGCUACCACUGCAAGAACUCCCUCUGUGAACCCAUCGGAAGCUCGGAAGAUGCUCAGGAUUUGCCUUACCUGGUAACUGAGGCCCCAUCCUUCCGGGCGACUGAAGCAUCAGACUCUAGGAAAAUGGGUACUCCUUCUUCCCUAGCAACGGGGAUUCCGGCUUUCUUGGUAACAGAGGUCUCAGGCUCCCUGGCAACCAAGGCUCUGCCUGCUGUGGAAACCCAGGCCCCAACUUCCUUAGCAACGAAAGACCCGCCCUCCAUGGCAACAGAGGCUCCACCUUGCGUAACAACUGAGGUCCCUUCCAUUUUGGCAGCUCACAGCCUGCCCUCCUUGGAUGAGGAGCCAGUUACCUUCCCCAAAUCGACCCAUGUUCCUAUCCCAAAAUCAGCAGACAAAGUGACAGACAAAACAAAAGUGCCCUCUAGGAGCCCAGAGAACUCUCUGGACGCCAAGAUGUCCCUGACAGGGGCAAGGGAGCUCCUACCCCAUGCCCAGGAGGAGGCUGAGGCUGAGGCUGAGUUGCCUCCUUCCAGUGAGGUCUUGGCCUCAGUUUUUCCAGCCCAGGACAAGCCAGGUGAGCUGCAGGCCACACUGGACCACACGGGGCACACCUCCUCCAAGUCCCUGCCCAAUUUCCCCAAUACCUCUGCCACCGCUAAUGCCACGGGUGGGCGUGCCCUGGCUCUGAAGUCGUCUUUGCCAGGUGCAGAGGGCCCUGACAAGCCUAGCGUCGUGUCAGGGCUGAACUCGGGCCCUGGUCAUGUGUGGGGCCCUCUCCUGGGACUACUGCUCCUGCCUCCUCUGGUGUUGGCUGGAAUCUUCUGAAGGGGAUACCACUCAAAGGUUGUCCUGUGGCCAACAGCUUCUCUCCCAGACAGAGGAUCUCAGGCUUCCCAGGAACCCCCCGGCCCCUCCCAGUCCCCUGGCCUCUUCCUUGAGCCAUCUGAGUCCAGGACUGUUCCCCAGAAGUGCCUCUUGCCUUCUCAGGGUGAAGAGGUCAGCUGUCCUCCUGUCAUCUUCCCCACCCUGUCCCCAGCCCCUAAACAAGAUACUUCUUGGUUAAGGCCCUCCGGAAGGGAAAGGCUACGGGGCAUGUGCCUCAUCACACCAUCCAUCCUGGAGGCACAAGGCCUGACUGGCUGCGAGCUCAGGGGGCCGCCUGAGGACUGCACACCGGGCCCACACCUCUCCUGCCCCUCCCUCCUGAGUCCUGGGGGUGGGAGGAUUUGAGGGAGCUCACUGCCUACCUGGCCUGGGGCUGUCUGCCCACACAGCAUGUGCGCUCUCCCUGAGUGCCUGUGUAGCUGGGGAUGGGGAUUCCUAGGGGCAGAUGAAGGACAAGCCCCACUGGAGUGGGGUUCUUUGAGUGGGGGAGGCAGGGACGAGGGAAGGAAAGCAACUCCUGACUCUCCAAUAAAAACCUGUCCAACCUGUGGCAA